Messenger RNA from Psylliodes chrysocephalus, 1245 nucleotides. NCBI's taxonomy places the organism in Eukaryota, Metazoa, Arthropoda, Insecta, Coleoptera, Chrysomelidae. The record is from the annotation of a GenBank genome assembly.
GUUAUUCUGCUUAGAAACUCAUCAAUUUUGUUAUCAUGGAUAUUCAAUAAUUCGCAUAAUUCUAAAUAUUUAUCUAAGCAUUUUUACCCAGAGAUAAUAAUUUUAAAUUAAUAGAUUAAUUAAGAUAGACUUAAUAUCAAUACUCAAGUUUACAGUUACAGUGAAUUAGUAGUAAGUAGUUAUUAUAAAAAUGAAAGUAAUUGUGUCUAUCAUCUUCUUAAUAGCAGCACUAGCAGUAGAUGCUACUCCGCACAAUCCUGUCGGAAUCACAGGAGGAACCAAUGCUAAUUUUGGGGAGUUUCCCUUCAUAGUUUCUCUACAGACAGAAGGAUGCCAUAGAGCUAAUGCAAGCGCUACUAUACACACGUGCUCAGGAACCAUCAUCAGCCCGAAUUACAUUUUGACAGCUGCUCAUUGUGUGAACAAACAAAAUGGAUCAAUGAAAGUUCUUAAAAUUGUAGCUGGACUAGUAGAUAUUGAAGGAGGCGAUGAAACGUAUAGACAAGACGUAGGUAUUGAAAGUAUAGUUAUCCAUCCGGACUACGAAACAACAUAUGAGCAAUUCGGAUAUAUGGCCCCCAGCGACUUGGCAAUAGUAAAAUUAAAUCAGUCUCUCACGUUUAAUGAAGUUGUAGGCUCUAUUUCUUUACCAGAGGAGGAUGCACAACUUGAUGAUAAUGCAGAUGUGCAAUUUGUUGGAUGGGGCGAUCAUGUAUGUUGGACAGAAAAACCAACAAGAUUGCAAACUACCAAAUAUAACAUUAUUAAUUAUGAAACUUGUUAUUUAGCCUGUUUAGCAUUAUUCUACGAUAACGAUAAACUCGUGACGGUGGAUGAAGAUUUGUCUUUAUGUACUGGUCCAUUAAACAAUGGUACAAGGGUCAAUGUUGCUGGUGAUUCUGGGGGACCGCUAAUCAAAGACGGCCUUGUCUAUGGUCUUCAUUCAUGGAUAUUUGUCUACUAUAAUGCAGCGAUCGAUCAUGAUAUGAAAGGGCCUUCUGGAAUUUUUGUAAAACUUAGCAGUUAUAUUUCGUGGAUUAAAGAAAAUGUUGAUGAUUUAUAAACACGGAAAAAUGUAUUAUCUAUUCAAUCACUUUUGUUAUUAUUUGGGAAUUUUCUAAAAGAUAAUCUUUAUAAAAUAUCUAUUUCCAUUUGUAAAAAGAUGUAAGGAUCUUGUGUAGCACUAUAAAAAAAAGGCUAAAAUAUCAAAUCUUUAAAUUAAUAUUUUUAAAUUUAAGUUUUCCA